GUCAAGAAGAGAGAAAGCGGCAAAUAUUAAGCCUGAUCCUGAUAUUGAUGUCUACAUGAAGGCAGCAGCAACAGAAGGCCAAGAAGCCAGCGUGAUUACUGAUUAUAUUAUAAAGAUUUUAGGACUGGAAGUCUGUGCUGAUACUAUGGUAGGUGAUGAAAUGUUUAGAGGUAUCUCAGGAGGACAAAAGAAGCGAGUUACAACAGGUGAAAUGCUGGUUGGACCAGCGAAUGCACUGUUCAUGGAUGAGAUAUCAACUGGUUUGGACAGCUCAACAACCUUCCAAAUUGUGAAUUGUCUAAGGCAGUCUGUUCACAUCUUGGAUGGAACCGCUGUGGUCUCCCUCCUACAGCCAGCACCAGAGACUUAUAAUCUCUUUGAUGACAUUAUCCUUCUAUCUGAUGGUCAGAUUGUGUACCAGGGUCCCCGUGAACAAGUGCUAGAAUUUUUUGAAUCCAUGGGCUUCAGAUGUCCCGAAAGAAAAGGCGUCGCUGAUUUCUUGCAAGAAGUGACAUCAAAGAAAGAUCAGCAACAGUAUUGGGCACGUAGAGAUGAGCCUUACAGGUUUAUUACAGUCAAGGAAUUUUCUGAUGCAUUUCAAUCAUUCCACGUGGGUCGGAAAAUUGGCAAUGAACUUGGAGUUCCAUUUGAUAAGACAAAGAGCCACCCAGCUGCUUUGACUACCGAAACAUAUGGUGUUAGCAAGAAGGAGCUGUGGAAAGCUAACGUAUCAAGAGAAAUUUUGCUGAUGAAGAGGAAUUCUUUUGUCUACAAAUUCAAGCUCACACAACUUACGGCAAUGGCUCUGCUUACUUGUACAAUCUUCUUUCGAACCAAGAUGACCCGAGAUAAUCAAAAUGAUGGAACAAUUUUUACGGGCGCCAUGUUCUUCACUGUUAUUAUGGUCAUGUUCAAUGGAAUGGCAGAGAUUUCUAUGACCAUAGCUAAGCUUCCUGUUUUUUACAAGCAAAGAGACCUCCGUUUCUAUCCUUCUUGGGCAUAUGCUCUUCCCACAUGGAUUCUCAAGAUCCCCAUCUCAGUGAUUGAGGUUGCUGUUUGGGUUGCCAUAGCCUAUUAUGUAGUUGGUUUUGAUCCCAACGCUGGCAGGUUUUUUAAACAGUACUUAGUGCUCUUGCUAGUUAACCAGAUGUCUUCUGGAAUGUUCCGAUCAAUUGCUGCAAUGGGCAGGAACAUGAUAGUUGCUAAUACAUUUGGAUCAUUUGCAUUGCUCCUGCUUUUUGCAUUGAGUGGAUUUAUCCUUUCAAGAGCUGACAUCAAGAAAUGGUGGAUAUGGGCUUACUGGUGUUCACCUUUGAUGUAUGCGCAGAAUGCAAUAGUGGUUAAUGAGUUUCUUGGACAUAGUUGGAAUAAAUUUGAUCCAGCUUCAAAUGGGACACUAGGAGUUGCAGUUCUGAAGUCUCGCUCAUUCUUCACAGAAGCAUAUUGGUAUUGGAUAGGAAUUGGGGGACUAGUUGGUUUCGUGCUACUGUUAAACGUCAUUUUCACUUUGGCUCUCACUUAUCUCAACCCAUUCAAUAAGCCUCAGACUAUUGUACCAGACGAAUCUAAAAGUGAUGAGCCUGAAAACAGCACUGGAGGAGCCAUUCAGUUACAAACCUAUGGAAGUAGCUCAAGUCACAGAGCUCACUCAGAGAGAGAAGAUGUCAUUAGGAGGAGAUCAAAUUCCUCUGCUUUUUCUGCAUCCAUGUCAGAGGCUGUUCGUCUCAAGAAAAGAGGAAUGGUUCUUCCAUUUGAACCACAUUCCAUCACCUUUGAUGACAUUACAUACUCAGUUGACAUGCCACCGGAAAUGAAAGUUCAAGGUGUUGCUGAAGACAAAUUGGUGCUUCUGAAAGGUGUGAGUGGUGCUUUUAGGCCUGGUGUUCUUACUGCUUUGAUGGGUGUAAGUGGUGCUGGUAAAACCACUCUGAUGGAUGUAUUGGCUGGUAGAAAAACUGGCGGAUACAUCGAUGGGACCAUCACAAUUUCUGGGUACCCAAAGAAGCAAGAAACGUUUGCUCGCAUUGCAGGAUACUGUGAGCAAAAUGACAUCCACUCUCCUCAUGUAACUGUAUACGAGUCUUUGACCUAUUCCGCUUGGCUCCGUUUACCCUCUGAAGUGGAUUCCAACACUAGAAAGAUGUUCAUCGACGAAGUCAUGGACCUUGUGGAAUUAACUCCAUUGAGAAACGCACUAGUUGGUUUGCCUGGUGAAAAUGGUCUGUCAACUGAGCAGCGCAAGAGGCUUACCAUAGCAGUUGAGCUCGUAGCAAACCCAUCAAUCAUAUUUAUGGAUGAGCCAACUUCAGGUCUAGAUGCAAGAGCUGCUGCAAUUGUUAUGAGAACAGUUAGGAACACUGUGGACACAGGAAGAACGGUGGUUUGCACCAUCCAUCAGCCAAGCAUUGACAUAUUUGAAGCCUUUGAUGAGCUAUUCCUAUUGAAGAGAGGAGGAGAAGAAAUUUAUGCUGGGCCUUUGGGUCGCCAUUCUAGACAUCUGAUAAAGUAUUUUGAGGAUAUUCAAGGAGUUAGUAAAAUUACGGAUGGUUACAAUCCAGCUACUUGGAUGUUGGAAGUUACUUCUAUGUCUCAAGAAGUAGUUUUGGGUGUUGAUUUUGCUGAAAUCUAUAAAAAUUCAGAACUGUACAGGAGAAACAAGGCACUCAUUAAAGAUUUAAGCAGGCCUGUUCCAGGAUCAAAGGACAUCUAUUUCCCUACUCAAUAUUCACAAUCGUUCUUGAUCCAGUGUGUGGCUUGCUUAUGGAAACAACGUUGGUCAUACUGGCGUAAUCCAUCAUACACAGCCGUCAGAUUUCUGUUCACAACCUUUAUAGCUUUGAUAUUUGGGACAAUGUUCUGGGACUUGGGCAUGAAAACGAAAACUAGACAAGAUCUGUUUAAUGCAAUGGGUUCCAUGUAUGCUGCUGUUAUCUUCCUUGGUGUCCAAAAUGCUGCAGCUGUACAGCCAGUUGUGGCGGUUGAAAGGACAGUGUUUUACCGAGAAAGAGCCGCUGGAAUGUAUUCAGCUGUGCCGUACGCCUUUGGGCAGAUUGUGGUUGAGCUUCCUUAUAUAUUUGCUCAAGCUGCAGUCUAUGGCGUCAUAGUGUAUGCAAUGAUUGGAUUCGAAUGGGAUGCUGCUAAGUUCUUUUGGUACUUAUUCUUCAUGUACUUCUCAUUACUAUACUUCACCUUCUACGGCAUGAUGGCUGUGGCUAUGACACCAAACCACCACAUCUCCGGCAUUGUUUCCUCUGCAUUUUACGGAAUAUGGAACGGCUUUUCAGGUUUCAUCAUCCCAAGAUCUAGAAUUCCAAUAUGGUGGAGAUGGUACUACUGGGCAUGCCCUGUCUCUUGGACUUUGUACGGGUUGGUUGUGUCACAGUUCGGAGAUCUUCAGGAUAUACUCCAAGAAAAUGGUGGCGUAGAACAAACAGUGGAACAGUUUUUGAGAGAAUUUUUCGGUUUCAGGCGUGAUUUUCUUGGAGUAGUUGCAGUCGUUGUUGUUGCAUUCACAGUUCUGUUUGCACUAAUCUUUGCAGCAGGAAUCAAGGUAUUAAAUUUCCAGAGAAGAUAGAAAUUUAAUCCCACUUUUUGUAUUAGUAUUUUCUUCAUUGUCACCUUUUGUAUAGUGUUCUGUCAAUGUGUCACUUUUAGUGGCAAAUUUGUAUAAGUUUCAAUAGUUGUAAUUUACUGUAAGCUGCUGGACCAAAUUAAAGAAUAAUGUACACACUUUUUUUAUUAUGAUU
Messenger RNA from Pistacia vera, 3746 nucleotides. RefSeq names its product pleiotropic drug resistance protein 1-like. Gene Ontology annotation, molecular function: ATP binding; ABC-type transporter activity; ATP hydrolysis activity. Gene Ontology annotation, cellular component: membrane. The coding region runs from base 56 to 3574 and encodes 1172 amino acids. Lineage: Eukaryota; Viridiplantae; Streptophyta; Magnoliopsida; Sapindales; Anacardiaceae. The record is from RefSeq and is a predicted model, not a curated record. The transcript is spliced from 19 exons.